Messenger RNA from Aphanomyces astaci, 1322 nucleotides. RefSeq lists its product as hypothetical. The record is from RefSeq and is a predicted model, not a curated record. NCBI's taxonomy places the organism in Eukaryota, Oomycota, Saprolegniomycetes, Saprolegniales, Verrucalvaceae. The coding region runs from base 69 to 1277 and encodes 402 amino acids. Gene Ontology annotation, molecular function: monooxygenase activity; FAD binding. The transcript has a single exon.
CAAGUUUGCACUUGCUCACAGAACUGAGGAUUUAGGAAUUGGCGUCGUGUUACAAAACUGCAGCUUUAAUGCUUCAACGCGCGAUCAUUGUGGGUGGUGGCAUCGGCGGACUCACCGCCGCUCGAGCCCUCCUUCGUCACGGAAUCCAAGUGACGUUGCUGGAGAAAGCGGCAGCAUUUCUGCCCACGACGGGGGCUGCGUUUGGGUUUUCGUCGAACGGCCAAAUAUGCCUGGAAUCGCUUGGGCUGGGGGACGCCCUUGAGCCGAUUUUGCACCCGUUUCGUCGGUACAAAGUCACCACCAGACACGAAACUCUCUACGACGACAACCACUUCGAGCGCUUUUACGACCAAACGGGGUUCAGCAUCUCGGGGGUGCUGCGAGCUGACUUGGUCAGCGUGUUGGCGGAUUCUUUGGGGGACAACGUGAUUCAGUACAACAGCAAAGUCGUGUCUAUCCACCAAACCCCGUCCCAAGUCCAAGUUACAUUGGAAGACGGGGCGACAAUGUAUGCGGAUUUCGUCGUCGGGGCGGACGGCAUCAACUCCACGGUCGCCCGCGCCAUCGUGGAGAACCCCCCCGACGCCCCAGUGUAUUGCGGCGAUAAUGUGUUUUACGGUGUAUUGGACCACAUUCCACGAUACGCCGAGCCAGGAACUCUGCUCCAACACUACGAUAUGGGCGAAUACAUCCAGUAUCCCGCGGGUCCGUCGCAUUUCAUUUGGGCCCAAUGCUACAAAGCAGACGCCCCGCCUUCCAAGGACGAGUGGACUGGCGGCGCCGACAACACCAGCGUAGCAAGGGCGUUUGCCUCCACGCUGCCCGUCGGCCACCCGCUGCACGCCAGCCUUGCCGCGACCGCCCCCCACCGCCUCCUGCAUUUUGGGCUGCACUAUCGCAAACCAAUGGCCAAGUGGCAUCUCGGCCGAGUGGUGCUGCUAGGCGACGCAUGCCACGCCACCCUCCCCUACGCAGGCCAGGGAGCCAACCUCGCCAUCGAGGAUGGCGUCGUGCUGUGCCAGCUCAUUGCCCAGCACCGAAGCGACCCGGCCGUGGCCUUUGAAGCAUUUCACGAGGCGCGGUUCAACCGGACGAAAAGGGUAGUGGACAUGGCGUGGUAUAUGGGCAAACUCACGCAUGUGGACGGCGUCGUGACGGGGCCGCUCCGAAAUGCCGUGCUCAAAGCCCUGUUUGCCAGCGGCCUCCUCAUGAAAGCCGCCAUGGCCGAGAUUGUCGACCACUGCCCGGUCCCGAUUCCAGCGAAGCAGAGACGCUGAAAAUCAAGUGAUUCGAAGUAGCUAAGUCAUCAUCAUAGUAUUGGA